AUGCGCAGUGGGGUAUCUUGGCUAUUCGCGCUGGCUGGCGCAGCCUUAGUCAACGGAUUCUCGUCGGAGAGCAGAGACGCACCAGCAGUGGUUGCAGUCCCCUUUCGACAUGAUCGACCGGUCCCGAACCAGCUUUUGAAAAGGUCCAAGAUCGCUGAUAUCGCAACCGAUUUUCAAUGGGAUGUUUACAACGUAAACAUCACUCUUGGCACCCCACCACAGAGCCUCAUUGCCAUCUUUAGUACCUGGGGAAAUGGAUGCUGGGUAACGGGUGUCAACUCCAGUGACUGCAGCGUUUUUACAGACACAACGACCUGCGGAGGUGACGGUGCUUACAACCGAACCCUUUCGACAAGUGCGAAGUUGCUUGACGAAAAGUUCUCUUACGACGAUUCCAGCUCACAGUUGACCGGUGAAUUCGUGACGGAUGUCCUCACCAUUGGAGACGCGAAGGUGAAUGACAUGAAAAUGGGAGUGGCCGAGUGGGGCUUCCCUUCGAACACAAUAAGCCUGGGAUAUGGAAAUACGUCUUCCACCUCUUUUACCCAGGCACUGGCAGACUCAGGCGCGAUCAACUCUCCAGCUUUCAGUAUGUGGUCGAACAUGAUCUUGUUUGGGGGUAUAAACAAAGCGAAAUACGAGGAGCCUCUCUACACAUUUCCCAUCGUCAAUGGCUCCGAUCUUACCAAAGCCCUUCGUAUCAACAUGACCGGCAUCUCAGUCAAUGAAACCGCCAUGGUAUCGGACAAAUUCCCGCUCGAUGCGGUGUUCGAUAUUGAAGUCGAUAUGACAUAUGUGCCCGACUACUUGGCUAAGGCUUUGUUUGCCCAGAUCGGGGCAACAGGCGUGCCAGAUGAUAAUGGACAGGUCAACCUUUCUUGUAGUUCUGUCGGUGAGAACGCGACGAUCGGAUUUAACUUCGGGGAUUUGAAUGUCCAACUCCCUGCUUGGUCAUUUCUGAGCGGCAAUCCCGACAUUGGCGAAUCCGAUUACGAGACGGAUGAUCUUUGUUAUUUUACCAUUUGCGAGAAUAAGGAACUUCAGAAUGAAGGUAGCAUCGUGUUAGGGACUAACUUCAUCACUCUGGUAUACUCAGUGUUUGAUCUGGAGAAUGACGAGAUUUCUUUGGCCGGUCGGAACUGGAACGCGGCUAGUGAUGAUAUCGUCGAGAUCACAACGGGCAAAAAUGCGGUUCCCGGAACUACUGCUGGGUCCAAUUCUACUGGGUCCAAUUCUACCGGGACCAAGUCUGCGGGGAAAAAGUCUGCCGGUAUUCGCAUUGAAGUUGGAAUGCGUGCAGGGGCAUUGAUCUCUGCGAUUGCACUCUGGUGCUUUGUUCUAUGA
Messenger RNA from Penicillium cinerascens, 1344 nucleotides. RefSeq lists its product as uncharacterized. The coding region runs from base 1 to 1344 and encodes 447 amino acids. Gene Ontology annotation, molecular function: aspartic-type endopeptidase activity. The transcript is spliced from 3 exons. Gene Ontology annotation, biological process: proteolysis. NCBI's taxonomy places the organism in Eukaryota, Fungi, Ascomycota, Eurotiomycetes, Eurotiales, Aspergillaceae. The record is from RefSeq and is a predicted model, not a curated record.